CAAAGAGAAGUAACUUGCUCUGACAGAAGCCAGAAUCUCAGACACUUCACUCUGAGUUGAACGGCUCAGCAUUUUACAUUGUGCCAGGCUGCGGGCACCUGCAAAAUGCCUCCUGACUUGACCCAUCGCAGGUAGAACCACUCCCUGGAGUGGCCUCAUAGUUGCCGCCCGUGGGGCAUUUGCAGUAAAGGGGGCUUGGCUUAGCCCAGCUCUGGGCUUCCCUGUGCCGGUGGGAGCUUCGUGUGAGAUUCCCCCUCCUUCUGCCCGCUUCCUACUCUUUACUCCUCGUGCAAAAGGGUUGUUCAAGGAGACUCCAGGAUUGGGGUCUGCCUCGUCACUGUCACCAGGAGUCUUUUUUUCUGACUGACUUGCCAGAGCUCCCCAUCAGCCCUCGCCGCGCCUCUGGAAGCAAAGGGAAGGCAGCUGUGGGAUCCUGGCUGAACAGAGUCCAGUCUUUUAGCCCCCUGCUUCCUGCUCCUGCACCAUGAAAAUCCUGCUUUGUGACCUCCUGCUGCUCAGCCUCUUCUCCAGCGUGUCCAGCAGCUGCCAGAAGGACUGUCUGACCUGCAGAGAGAAGCUCCGCCCAGCUCUUGACAGCUUCAGCCUUGAGGUGUGCAUCCUUGAGUGUGAAGGGAAGGUCUUCAGCAGCCCUCUCUGGACUCCAUGCACCAAGGUCAUGGCCAGGGGCUCCUGGCAGCUCAGCCCUGCUGACCCAGAGCACGUGGCAGCUGCCCUUUACCAGCCAAGCGCCUCCUCCGAGAUACAACUGAAGCGAAUGCCUCGCAUCAGGAGCCUAAUCCAAGCCCAGAAAGGGACAGAGCCUGGCAUGGAUGAGACUGGAGAAAUGGAGCAGAAGCAGCUGCAAAAGAGGUUUGGGGGCUUCACCGGGGCCCGGAAGUCGGCCCGGAAGUUGGCCAACCAGAAGCGGUUCAGUGAGUUCAUGAGGCAGUACCUGGUCCUGAGCUUGCAGUCCAGCCAGCGCCGGCGCACUCUGCAUCAGAAUGGUGUCCGGGUGAUCCCCAAAACAGCAUGUCUCCAGCCCCAGACCUGCCGGCUGGGAAUCGGGAUUCCUUCUUCCCCAAGACACUGAGGCAAGCUUUGCCUCCAGGUCUCCACCCCAGGGUGGAGACCCUCCCAGUCUGUCUUUCCCUCCCCACUACCCCACCCCGCCCCCAUGGCAUGUUUCAUGAUAAUCUUGUUGCUGCAUCAGAGUGUAUUUUUGUAAUUCCUCCAGCUAACAUAUUGACAGCCUCAUCUUUCCUUCUCACUUCCCUCUUUCCUCUUCCAGGGGUGGGUCAAAGGAACAGGAAAUCAAACCCGGGGUUUUGACUUGUCACUGCCAUAACUUGUUUGUAAAAGAGCUGUUCUUUCUGGCUGAUUGUUUUAAACAGAUAUUUCUCCAUUAAACUUCUACUCAGCAAACGGUUAA
Molecule: messenger RNA, 1429 nt
Organism: Herpailurus yagouaroundi (jaguarundi)
Lineage: Eukaryota; Metazoa; Chordata; Mammalia; Carnivora; Felidae
Gene: PNOC
Product: prepronociceptin
Exons: 4
Coding region: 485-1090 (201 amino acids)
Biological process (GO): sensory perception; chemical synaptic transmission; neuropeptide signaling pathway
Cellular component (GO): plasma membrane; dendrite; neuronal cell body
Molecular function (GO): opioid receptor binding
Source: RefSeq, a predicted model, not a curated record